GGAUCCCUAAAUCAAACCCUCUCCAAACUCAGAGGACAGCCUUGGUGUAGAAGAGGAGCGUCUCGAGGAUCACCGCAACUGUUACCAUGGCACCAGCGGGAGCUAAGAAGAACAUUCUGGAGCGUCUGGAUGGAGGUGAGAUUGUCAUUGGAGAUGGAGGCUUUGUCUUCGCUCUUGAGAAGAGGGGCUAUGUCAAGGCUGGACCCUGGACUCCGGAGGCCGCCGCCGAGAACCCGGAGGCUGUGAGACAGCUGCACCGCGAAUUCCUGAGGGCGGGGUCAAAUGUCAUGCAGACGUUUACCUUCUAUGCCAGCGAUGACAAGCUCGAGAACAGGGGCAAUUCUCCACGCUUUACAGGACAGCAGAUCAACGAGGCCGCUUGUGACCUGGCCAGGGAGGUUGCUAACGAGGGCGACGCCAUGGUUGCCGGGGGCGUAUCCCAGACGCCCUCAUACCUCAGCUGCAAGAGCGAGACGGAGGUGAAGGCCAUCUUCAAGAAGCAGAUCGACGUGUUCAUCAAGAAGAACGUCGACUUCAUGGUUGCAGAGUACUUUGAGCACGUGGAGGAGGCAGAAUGGGCCGUCCAGGUGCUGAAAAGCUCUGGGAAGCCAGUGGCUGCCACUCUGUGCAUCGGACCCGACGGCGACCUUAAUGGAGUCAGCCCUGGAGACUGUGCCGUUAGACUGGUCAGAGCAGGAGCGCAGAUUGUGGGGGUCAACUGCCACUUUGACCCCAUGACCUGUGUGAAGACUGUGAGGAUGAUGAAGGAGGGAGUGGAGCGUGCUGGGCUGAAGGCUCACUACAUGGUGCAGCCUCUGGCCUACCACACCCCCGACUGCAACUGCCAGGGGUUCAUCGAUCUGCCUGAGUUCCCCUUUGCUCUGGAGCCCAGAAUUCUGACCCGUUGGGACAUGCACAUGUACGCCAGAGAGGCUUACAACACUGGCAUCCGUUACAUUGGGGGCUGCUGCGGGUUCGAGCCCUACCACAUCCGGGCCGUGGCCGAGGAGCUGGCGCCAGAGAGGGGUUACCUUCCUGCCGCCUCCGAGAAGCAUGGCAACUGGGGCGCAGGCCUGGAGAUGCACACUAAGCCCUGGGUCAGAGCCAGGUCCCGUCGUGACUACUGGGAGAAGCUGAAGCCAGCGUCCGGCCGCCCCAAGUGUCCCUCCAUGGCUACUCCAGACAGCUGGGGGGUCACCAAGGGCCAUGCUGACCUGAUGCAGCAGAAGGAGGCGACCAGCCAGGAGCAGCUGAAGCCCCUCUUCGACAAAGCUAAGGCCAGCCACUAAGCACUCCUCUUGGGCAUCGGGAGGACCCCUGGAGGGGGGAGAGAAGGAUGGCCAGCCAGACUGAAUCUGGUCUCUUUUUCCAAUCCUCCAAGGUGUGUAGUGUGAGUAGAGAAUGGAGGAUUACAGCUCACACACAUUCCCUUAAUAAGUUUACAAAACUGAAGUCAUUAGAUAAGUCUUUGUUUUACUUUCUAGGACCAUUUCUUUUUCUGUGAAUGACAUUUUGUUCAGAUUCAUAGCAUCUUCCAUAGAUUUGCCAAAACCUUAUACAUAUUGUGAUACUUUUCUGAGUACAACAUAGUUCCAUGUUCAAUCAAGCAAUAACCCAUGAAUAGUACUAUUCAAACAAAGAUACUCCCCAAGUGAAGCUUACCUCUGGAGUGUGUUAUCAAUAUAAUGAUAUUUUAAUACAGAAAGCUUAGAGCACGUUAACCAUAACUACUGUGACCACAAAGCUCCAAGAGCUUUUAAGAACAUAAAAAGUAUUUUCUUGAACACUCCAAAACAUGCCAAAAAGUGCCAAAUAUUUUUUACCAAUGGAAGUACAGUUGAUUAAAUCAAUAAACCUCCACUUGUGCUUCAA
Messenger RNA from Hypomesus transpacificus, 1872 nucleotides. RefSeq names its product betaine-homocysteine methyltransferase (gene bhmt). The transcript is spliced from 8 exons. Gene Ontology annotation, molecular function: zinc ion binding; betaine-homocysteine S-methyltransferase activity. NCBI's taxonomy places the organism in Eukaryota, Metazoa, Chordata, Actinopteri, Osmeriformes, Osmeridae. The record is from RefSeq and is a predicted model, not a curated record. Bases 87 to 1289 code for a protein of 400 amino acids.